UAAAAAGCUGGCCUCCGGACUUGGCCGAGUCGGACACUCGACAAUUUUUUAUAACAUCCCAAUCCAACCCGACCUGCACAAUUCGUGCGAGGGUCACUCGAAGUGCGUACUGGACGUCGGACAAAUCGUUUUAUAACAUCAGCCCCAGUCUGGGUCCACUCUCAAGGUUUCUUUUCUCAGAUGAAGACCAUAAAAGACAUGUGGAGCAAAGUUUUGUUCAUAAUUUUCACGUUUAAAGCGGUUUGUGCCCACAAAUUGUAUAGCAAAAACUUUUUUUCCAAUGAAGAAUGGCCAAGGCUCCUCUACAAAGAGAUUCAAUUUCCCGUCUUGUCCAGAAUGGAAUGCUUGGGACUUUGUCGAGCAGAAUCAAAUCUGUGUUCCGGAAUCAUUUGGCAAGGUUCCGAUUGCUUCUUGGGGGAUCCGACGUCUCAAUUUUCUGUGAUUUCCGUACCUCAAGCAAGUGAUCAAAACAUGUUUAUCGACCAAGGUAAAUUUCGAGUUUUGCUUAACUUGAUCAAAUCUGACCCAAACUUUUUCCUUUCAAAAGGGAUCAUUUCAUCUUUUUUGAGCUCAUAUAUGCAUUUGGUGGAUUCGAUCGUGAACCAUUGGAACGCAAGAAUUUACUCAACUCUUCCCAAAGGAUCCAUUUUCAAGUGUGCUCUUCAAUGUAAAUCCGACUUAAAUUGUCGACUAUUCACUUUCGAUGGUGAUAUUUGCCAUUUGGGCAACGGAACAACUUACAACAACACACUCUUGCCGAUUUCAAAUCCGCCUGAAGGAGUGUAUGUGGACCCAGGGUUCAUCAAUGGGAAUAGUUCUUUUCAAUUAUUGAACGAGGGUAAUCCCUCUUGGACGAAUCAUGUUUACUACUCAAAAGCUUGCAAUCUUAUGGAACGAUGUGAGCUUUGGUGCUCUUUGGAAAGCUCACCCUGCCAAUUUUUGGUUUAUACGGGUUUGUGGUGCUAUUUGGGAACAACCAAUGUUCAAAAUGCUCCUGUCAAUCAUACGCAUGAGAUUGCAGCGCCUGAUAUUUGGAUUAAUAAAAAGGGAAUCGAGAGCACUCUGUAUGGAAAUGUAUUUGAAGAGAACAUCACCAGCAUAAAAUAUGCUCCAUUUCUGUUCAAAACUAGAGAUGCUGAAGAUUUCCAGCAAAGCUGUGAAUUUUACUGUGCCUUUCAAUCAAAUCCAGACUGUCACUUCUUCAUUUUGAGCGAUGAGAUUUGCUAUUUGGGUAACCUGAAUGAAAUAUUACCAAGUGUUUCAAGCUCUACAAACAUGGAGGUGGUUCAGAUGUUCCGGAACACCUUGAACACAUCCUUGGGGGAAUUCAUCACGAUUCAAUUACCUCACCAUAUAUGGAGAGUUCGAAUGCACACGCAGUUCCAAAUCGAUUCCAAUGUUGGAGCUUGUGCUAUUCGAUGUGUUUUGAUGGAACUUUCUAAAGAGUGCACCCUCUUUGUUUACGAUGGAACCACGUGCUAUUUAGGGUCCAAGAAUUAUCUUGAGAAUGUUGACACAGUUCAUGACAUUAGCGAUGUUCAAGUACACGAAUCGGUGCUCCCAUUCAUGCGAACCCUUUUCAAACCGAGAACAACAACAGAUUGGUCCUCUCAAAUGUACAAUAAGGUCUCAUUGAUCAAUGCAAGUCCUAGGGAUGAAGACGAAUGUCUCUUGAGGUGCUUUUUUGACGACGGACCAUGUUACUCAUUUGUGAUCCAAGGUAGCGAGUGCUUUUUGGGAGACCCUUUCGUGAACUCUAGUUUAUUCAUUGAAACUGGGACCCACGUUCUAAUGGAGAGGAACCCAAAACUUCAUAUUAUUCAUGGAGGACGAGUCAACGGCAGUGACGAUAAAUCAGCUGCCAUUUUCGAAGGUUUUUUUGGAUUUUGCGGCCAAAGCUUACCCGAUCUACCCGUUCCAUUGAGUUCCAUGGGCUAUGCAUAUGGAGAAAAUGCUAUAUUUGUGUGUGGAGGAAUUUCUAACGGGAUAGGUGCUCAAGAUAAAUGUUAUCGUUUGGAUUUCAAAGUGUUUCCAAGAACAUGGGCUCCACUGCCUUCUUUGAUGAACACGCAAGUGAUGUUCCCCAUGAUUUACCAUGAGGGCAUAUUGUAUGCUAUGGGUGGACUAAUCGAUGGAUCAACAGUUGUUCCAAAUAUGCGGUAUUUGAACUUGGAAUCAUCGCUUUCGUGGGUCAAUGGGGCGGCUAAUUCCGGAUUUUUUGGCCAUUGCGGACUUCUAUACCAGAAUCAAAUUUAUACAUUUGGCGGCUCUAGCACCUUGGAGCCAUACUCCAGAAGUGUUGAAAUAUAUGAUAUAUUAAGUGAUAAUUGGCUGAACAGCGGGUUCCUUUUGCCUCAAGGUUUACGACACAUGGCCUGCAGUCUUGUUUUGGGACAAAGAGACACGCUCCCAGAUCUUUUCCUUUUAGCAGGUGGAGAAACUGCUCUGGGUGAAUAUUCGAUGAAAGCUUACUCGAUCGAUCCAUCCGUAAGUGGAAUCGUCACCGAGAUGGUUGAUUUGCCGAUGGGGGUUUCGCAAUUUGGAUCUCAGAACAGCUUCGCGGUCUUUCACGAAACUAGCGUUUUCCUCGUGGUUGGUUUCGGAAAUGAGAGCCAUUCCACCAAAAGUAUUUUCGGUUGGAACCGCUGGAGUACCAAAUUUUCGCCCUUGUUUGAUCAAGCGUUGGCCCGGGAACAACCCGGCAAUACGAUGAUCCCACUUUGCAAUUUUCCGGCCUGCAGUCAGCAACAUAGAAGGUGGAAGUACGUAAUCAAUCACGUGAAACCUUUCAGGUAUCCCAUAGAUGGGUGGAAUUUAAAUGUCUUACAAACGGGCCAUCCAGGACACAGCCAAUUUGACGUGAUAAAUAAUUAUACUUUUGAUGGGCAAUAUCACUUCCGCUUAGUCUAUCCAGAGCUUGGAACUUACAAUGAGUGGUAUCAGACAAGCAACCCUCUCAAUGGGUCCCACACGUCUACCACUGGUUUUAUUGGUGUGGCCCUGGGCAUGCCUGUUGGUUUCAAUGGUUUGGUGUACAACAACGUGGACGCUUUGGUGAUGGGCGACUCGAAUAUCACUCAUCCUAAUUGGUUUUCUGUGGGCCGUAUUAAAAACGACUCGCCCUCUGGAGAGUUUCCUGGUCCUCAAAAUACACUUGUUUCAUCGGUUCAGCUCUUCAUUCGAGACGAUUGCGCAACAUCGACCUAAUGAUCCCUUAUUAGGCCACGAAUCCUGUCAUGUAUUUUUUUAAUUUCUUAAUGGUGGCAUUAGAGCCGUAUUUGUUUGAUGA
This is a messenger RNA of Tigriopus californicus, 3289 nucleotides long. RefSeq lists its product as uncharacterized. NCBI's taxonomy places the organism in Eukaryota, Metazoa, Arthropoda, Copepoda, Harpacticoida, Harpacticidae. The coding region runs from base 181 to 3207 and encodes 1008 amino acids. Gene Ontology annotation, molecular function: protein binding. The transcript is spliced from 13 exons. The record is from RefSeq and is a predicted model, not a curated record.